AAAAUUGAAUUUUUAAAAGUAUGAAGAACUCAAGAAGAGAUUAUGAAUUUAACUUAGAAACGAGUAAGAAGUCAAUGUUUCGAGAAUGUGUCAAUUGAGGGCAGGAAGCAUUGGAUGAAAGUAGGCUAAAUGAUAAGGAGCUAAACAAACGUAACCCUUAUUUCUAUUGACUUGAAUGAGCAAUGUCUUAUAACAAUAAAAGUCAAUUGAAGAUCGAAAAUGACAGUAGCAUUGACUAUAAUAUUUCUUCUAUGAAUGGGCCAGAUCCUGAUCAGGUUCAAAGAUCUCUCAAUGACAUUACCUUCAAAUUCAAUUCUCAAGUAAAUAACAUCAGAGGCAGUAAAUAUCUGAAAUCAAUGAUUCAGGACGAUGAAGCUUUAACUAAUGAUGAAAAUUUGGAAGAAAGCAAUGAAAAUAUUUUAAACUACUCUAAAAAGUUCAGAACAGAUCGCACAGAAGAUGAUGAUUCAGCAGAGAUUAAUAUAGCCAAUGAGGUAAAUAAAUCAGAAUCUUUCGAGGAGUAUAAGCCAUCCUCUGAAGAACAGAAGCAGUCCUUUACUAGCUUUAAUAGCUCAGUGCUUAAAGAAAGCCGACCUCGUGUUUAUGAAUAUAAUGACAACCUAAAUCCGAUGAAGAGUGCUGAAAAUGACAAAAUAAUGAAGAAGAGUGCUGAGUUUACCUUUAGGAAGCUCAAAGCUGCUCUGAAGACCUCCUAUGAAAACCCUACAGAAGGCUCUUCUAUGCCAUAUUAUAGCCAGAGGAGUCAGAUUUAUCCUAGGAAUGCAGAAAGUGUUUUGUAUGAAAGUGAACCUAGAAAUCUAAACAGUCAAAAUUUCAACGGAUCUAUUAGAUCCCACAGAAUUCAAAAUAGUGAAAUUUCUGGUGCGAAGGAUUCUCAAAGAGGUCGCCCCAGAUCUUACCGAUCCGACUUCAAGAAAUGCAGGUCAAAGAGUGAGAUCAAGAAAGACUUUGAAUUAAUGCGGUCGAAGCUGUUGGACAAGGAGUCUGAAAGGAUCACUCUUGAACAAGAUUUUCAACGAAAGAAUGCCCAAUUUAAGUCUAAGGAAGAAAAAUUAGAAGAAAUUUUAGCAAAAUUAAGAGGGAAAAUCCAUGAAUUAACUAAAGUAAACACUGAGAAAGUCAGAGAUAUUUGAAAGAACCAUGAAAGCGAACUGGAGAAAUAUAAGGAUGGCUACCAGCAUCAACUUGAAGAAUCUAUGAAGUUUCAAAAUGAAAGGGAAAGGAUCAAUAGAAAAGCUAAGGAAAAGGAAGAACUCGCUAAGCAGCUUGAGAAAGAGUGCGAAGAAACCCAAGCUAAUUACGAAUCUCGAAUGGAUGACAUUAAGGAGAAAAUCAAUACUUUAAAGAAGAGAGUGUCUGAAAUCCAAUCUAAAACUAAGGUCACAAAGGCAGAAACGACUAGAGUUGAGAAGAUGAUAACCAAAUUAUCUGAACGGAAUUAUGAGCUCACAAACCAAAUGAAGAAGACUAAUAUAUCAAUAGAGCACUAUUAUAAUGAGAAUAAUUUGCUUAAUGAUAUUGUUGACAAGCUGAAAAGACUUGUUCAAGGGUCGAAGAGUCACCCACUAGAGUCUAAUAGGAGCUCUGUGAUUAUUGAAGACAGCGAAUCUCUACAGAAGAAAGUUAACAAUAUGAAGCGGUCUUGAAGCUGAAAGAAGAUUGAAACUCCAUUUGAUAAAUCAAAGCAACGCUGCAAGAGUAACAACUUGUAUUAUGAUUCCUCAUAUGAUUACCACGGGCUUGGUAGUCGGAACAAUAAGAGUAGUAUGAUGGUGACUAAUCUGAGAAGGAUUAAUGAGUCAAUGAAUCCAAAGAUAAUAGGAUUGUCCAACUUUAAUUCCUCUAUCUGAAAUAAAUCAAACAUCAAAUCUGUGAAAGUUUAUAACUUCAAGAGCCAUGAUAAUGACUUGCAAAAGAAAUUGAAGACUUCUAGAAAGACUAAUAAGAUUUCAUCUGAAAUGUUCAAGAAAUUCUUAAAAAGCUAUAAAGAUAAAGGAAGGGUUAAAUCAAGAGCUAACAAGCAAGGUUCAGGUUCACUAAGCAACUUCUUUAAAGCUAGCCUAAAAUCUCCUCAGGGGAGUAUGAAGAUAGAUUUGAAAUGUAAAUUCCCAAAGAACAAGGCCCAUAUGAACUUUUUCAAGCAGAAAAUGUAUGAAUCAAGUUUGGAGUAAUCCCACCCUCCCAAAAAUUCUCCCUUUACAUAAAAUUUACAUCUACCUAACACUCA
Messenger RNA from Moneuplotes crassus, 2248 nucleotides. Lineage: Eukaryota; Ciliophora; Spirotrichea; Euplotida; Euplotidae. The record is from the annotation of a GenBank genome assembly.